AUGAAGUCUCAAACGCUUCAACGCGUACAAGAAUUAAGCAUUCCCGUCAAGAAAUGGGGACAAUCAGAUUAUAGAGUAAAGGUUAGAGCUGCUAGAAAUCGUUUAACCUAUACUUCAAAAAUUACAACACCAGAAAACAUAAAACUUGUUGCUGAACAUUAUAACAUGAACGAAGACGAACAAAGUAAUUACCUACUUGAAGAAAGAAAAGAAGCAAAAUAUGUAAGGAAAAGCUCUGUUUUUAUUGAAUCUCAUCUAUACGAACACAUUGACCCAAAUGACUUUUACAAUAAACUAGAAGAAAUCCUAAAAAAGCAGAAUAAAUCAUAUAAAGUAAACGCUCAACUGGGUUAUACGUUGAUUGAUGACAGAUAUGGAGAUGAACCAUUUGAAUAUUAUUACUCUCCUGACAGUACAUCUUUGACAAACCCAUACCAAUCAAUUCAAAAGCUGACGUUAAUUCCAAAAUCAUAG
Molecule: messenger RNA, 474 nt
Organism: Plasmopara halstedii
Lineage: Eukaryota; Oomycota; Peronosporomycetes; Peronosporales; Peronosporaceae
Exons: 1
Coding region: 1-474 (157 amino acids)
Source: RefSeq, a predicted model, not a curated record